Molecule: messenger RNA, 347 nt
Organism: Staurois parvus
Lineage: Eukaryota; Metazoa; Chordata; Amphibia; Anura; Ranidae
Source: the annotation of a GenBank genome assembly
CACUGAUGAGCACUGAAAGGCAGCACUGAUACAUGACACUGAUAUAUGCACUGAUAGGCGGCACUGACUGGCACUGUUAGGUGGCACUGAUAGGCGGCACUGAUGGGUGACAUUAAAAGGCAGCUCAGAUGGGCACUGAUAUGUGGCAUUGAUGUGCACUGGUAUGCACCAAUAUGUGGCACUGAUAUGUGGCAUUGAUGGGCACUGGCACGUGGCACUGAUGGGCACUGACAGGUGGCACUUCUGGGGGUACACUGAUCAUCAGUGCCCUGACGAUCACUGUCAGCGUGGACAGAAAUGCCGAUAACCGGCAUUUCCGUGUUUACAUGUGAUCAGCUGUGAUUGGA